This is a messenger RNA of Pelmatolapia mariae (spotted tilapia), 1695 nucleotides long. RefSeq lists its product as uncharacterized. The record is from RefSeq and is a predicted model, not a curated record. The coding region runs from base 20 to 1636 and encodes 538 amino acids. NCBI's taxonomy places the organism in Eukaryota, Metazoa, Chordata, Actinopteri, Cichliformes, Cichlidae. The transcript is spliced from 3 exons.
UCCUCUCCAAGGAAAGAAAAUGCAGAGAAGACUCACCACUCAGCAGGCCUUGGAAAUGAUCCUGAGUGAAGUCAACCCUUGUGACUCGGAUGGAGAAGACCUAGAACUUCAGCCGGAUUCGGACUCAGAGCUGUCUGAUCAGUCUUCAGAUGAGGAGACUGCUUCUCAACCUAAAAAGAGAGCUUGUUUGGGGACUGAGACAGCAAAAGAUGGCACAGUGUGGCGUGAAGAACAGGUGGGGACCUGUCUCCCUUUCACCCCAAUAGAAGCGUACGCUGCAGAUGGAGAGCCAACGGCUAAGGCCAGGAAAAGUAUCUCGAGUCGCCUUCAGAGCUUCCUGUGUUUCAUCACUCUUGACAUGCUUCAUAGCAUUCAAGAAUGGACUAUUCAACAUGCACAGCAAAUGGAGCAUGUUCAUUGGUUCAUGGACCUCCCUGAACUAAUGGCAUUUAUUGCAAUUGUCAUCUUGCGGGGGGUUACUAGGGUUCCAUCACUACGUGACUGCUGGUCAGCAAACCUGGGAAACCCACAGAUCAUUGGAACUAUGCCGCGAAACCGCUUCCAAGACAUCAUGCGACACCUACGCUUUGAUGACAGAUCCACCCGCAGUGAUCGAGCAAAGACUGAUAAGUUCGCUGCAAUUUCCAGUGUGUGGGGAUCAUUUGUCACCAACUGCAUCACGUGCUACAACCCUGGUCUACAUAUCACCGUUGAUGAACACCUUUUCCCAUCAAAGACUCGGUGCUGUUUCCUGCAGUAUAUUGCAAGUAAACCUGACAAGUUUGGGAUCAAGUUUUGGGUGGCUUGCGACCUAAAAUCCAAGUACAUUUGCAAUGUCCUCCCAUAUCUUGGCAAGGACCCCAAUCGUCCCAGUGGGGAGAGACUGUCUGAAAAUGUAGUGAUGAGGCUGAUGGAACCAUUCCUAGACAAGGGCAGAAAUGUUACCACGGACAAUUUCUUCACAUCACUUUCACUUGCGCAAAAACUCCUUAGACGGAAAACCACCAUCCUCGGCACAGUCAACAAGAUUCGCCGGGAAAUUCCUCAAUCCGCUAGACACACAGAUCGCAAUGAAUUCACCACUCAGGUGUUUUCAACCACUGCUGCCACGCUGACGGCGUAUGCGGCCAAACGGAAGAAGACAGUCUAUAUUCUUAGCAGCAUGCACAGCGUGGUUCAGACUGAUAACACCACCAAAAGGAAGCCAAACACUGUCACCCUUUACAACACCACAAAGUGUGGCGUGGAUGAGAUGGACCAGAUGGUGCGGGAGUACACUGUCCGCAGAGGAACACGGCGCUGGCCAGUUGCCGUGUUCUAUAACAUGAUUGACAUGGCAGCACUGAAUGCACAUGUGCUGUAUCAAGCAUGCACCGGGACGCAGGAAAGACGGGUGGACUUCCUGGUGGAGCUUGCAAGAGAGUUGGCUAACUCUCAUAUGGCUGGGAAGAAGGCAAGAAAAGAACAGUUGCUUCAGACACAACCCUCCACACCUAGCCCUGGAAAAAGAGCCAUGUGUCAGGUCAAACACAAAUGCAAGAACAAUCAUGCCACUGUGCGAUGUGUUCACUGCUACAGAUACACAUGUGGUAAAUGCAGACUACAGAUACCAUGGCAGUGCCAGGAUUGUGAGUGAUUGCUGAAAAUGUUGAAAUGUACUCACUCACUUUUUAUUAUUAUUUGUAAAUAUGUGUA